Molecule: messenger RNA, 1325 nt
Organism: Brassica napus (rape)
Lineage: Eukaryota; Viridiplantae; Streptophyta; Magnoliopsida; Brassicales; Brassicaceae
Product: transmembrane emp24 domain-containing protein p24delta3-like
Exons: 4
Coding region: 120-854 (244 amino acids)
Biological process (GO): endoplasmic reticulum to Golgi vesicle-mediated transport; intracellular protein transport; Golgi organization
Cellular component (GO): endoplasmic reticulum; Golgi apparatus; endoplasmic reticulum-Golgi intermediate compartment
Source: RefSeq, a predicted model, not a curated record
GGUAAUCACAAAAGCCUCAAGAUAUUAUCUAAAUGAAACAUAAAUGCCCCAUGUCUUAAUACAAUAAGGCCCAAUCAACAAAUUAUGCUUCCAAAGAUAUUUUUUUAAAAAUAAUUAAAAUGAACAAACAGAAAAACGACCGAGAGCAAAGAUCGGCCACGACCACAAUACGCGGAUCGAUGAAUACAAUGGGAAAAUCUGUAAGCUCUAUGAAGAUGGCUGCUAAGAAGAUGCAACACGGCCUCCUAACGGCGCUCCUUCUGUUAAUUAUAGUUCCUGUCGGUGAGGGGGUUUGGCUAGACGUGCCUACCACGGGAACAAAGUGUGUGUCUGAAGAAAUCCAGAGCAAUGUAGUCGUCUUAGCCGAUUAUAUCAUUAUCUCCGAAGAUGAUUCUUUAUUACCCACUAUAUCCGUCAAGGUGACGUCCCCAUACGGCAAGAACCUGCACCACAUGGAAAACGUGACGGUUGGGGAAUUUGCAUUUACAACGCAAGAAUCAGGGAACUACAUGGCGUGCUUUACGGCAGAUACAAAGAGUCACGGAAACAAAAACGUUAGCAUCAGCGUUGACUGGAAAACUGGAAUCGCUGCUAAGGAUUGGAAAAAUAUUGCUAAGAAAGAGAAGAUCGAGGGAGUGGAGCUGGAGAUACGGAAACUUGAAGCCUCAGUGGAAGCCAUCCAUGAAAAUCUAGUCUACAUAAGAAACAAAGAAGCAGAUAUGAGGACAGUGAGUGAGAAAACGAACUCGAGAGUAGCUUGGUUCAGUACAAUGUCGAUGGGUAUUUGCAUUGCUGUCUCUGGUAUACAAGUAGUCUACUUGAAGCAAUACUUUCAGAAGAAGAAGCUUAUCUAAGCUGCUUUUUGACUCAUCCACACCCCUGUUUUAAGAGCUUUUUUGUUGGGUUCAAAGUAAUAAUUACUUCAGGGCUAUAAGCCAAUAAACAGAUUUUUCAUUUCUUCAAAAAAAAUUUAAAAAAUGAUCCGUAUAACUAUUUAUUGUGCAUGUUUUCCACUAGAACAAAACUUAGGUUCACCCCAUAGGAUGAACUUUUAAAUUCACCUCUCAUUCUAGAACCAAUCAAAUUGCCACGUAGAUAAUUAAUUAAAAAAUAUUAAAUUUAUUUUAAAAUAACUAAAAAAAAUAAUGCUAAUUUUAACAACGCUGACACCGCCAUCUAAACCGUAAACCCGAAAUCUUAAUUUUUUAACCCUAAACCGUUAUUCUAAAACCCAAAUUCUAUACCCUAAACCCAAAUCCUAAACCCUAAAACCAAACUGUAUAUUCUAAACCCAAAUCCUAGACCCUAAACUCAAACAGUAAACC